AUGGUACAUGACCCCAACUAUGCUCAAGUGGUGAUCCCGCUCGGCGUGAACCCAGUUCGCUGGUCGUUCAACUUCGACCGCGUGUUCAUGCGAUUCAACGUCUACUUGAAGCGGCUCAAGAUGAUAGAAUCCAUACUUGAAGCCACGGUGGAGAUAUUGAAGCUGGAGAAGGUGGAAUUUUGCGGGUUAAGGGGGAAGAUUAUCAGUGUCGAGUGUAUGAAGGUGUUGGAAGACUACACGCUCAUAUACCAGAACCUCGGCAACAUAACCUAUGACCCAGCGGACCCGGAAGACAACAGCUUUCUUUCAGACUAUGAUAAACACAUGGAUGUGCUCAACCAAAUGGAUCGGAGGCUCGCUUCGCUCUUCUCGCAGGGGCUCGACGAGUGUCAUACCAUGCUGCAAAUCUUUAAAUUCUUCCAAAUCAUCGGAGAUCUGUAUCACCGUCCCAUCAUCAAAGAAGAGAUUCAGCCAAAACUGAACAAGUUGAUGGAUUUGAUGCAUGACAAUUUGGACUGCGUGAAAGAAAUAUUUGACGAUGAAAUGGCGAAAUUGGGUAGGGGCCAAGAUAGGCCGAUGGUUGACGCGUACCUCCCGCCCGUCGCCGGCAUGAUGUGGUGGAUCCACAAACUGCGCAAGAGGGUCGAAGACCCCAUACAGGAGUUGGUGGUCGUAGAAGACCCCAUAGUACAAUCAGAGUCUGCCACAUACAUGCGACAGAAGGCCAACGAAAUGCUUGGCUACCUGAACUCGGUGGACAACAAGUCAUUCACAGCUUGGUGCGCCACUGUACCGACGGUUUGCAAGAUGCAUUUGGCCAAGAAUCUUAUCUAUCGCGACCCGCCGUUCGUCAGAAAUAACUUCAGUCCUGAGUUGGAAAUGUUGUUGCGCGAAAUCCGCCAUAUGAUGUACUUGAACAGGCAGGGGAUACCUCAAGAUGGUUUGGACCUGUACGCGCGGAAUGAAAAGUUACAGUAUGAUCUGAAUCGUCUUAACCGGGCCAUAUCGUGGUACAACGCGAUUCGUGAAGGCAGUCACGAGACGGAAGUGGCUCUAAUAGAGAAGGAGAUCUCGGCUAUUGACGAUCUUCUAGGCCGUGGCGUCGAGGAGUACACUUGGAACGACGAUUUUACCGAAUGGAUGGCAGAAGUGUACGCAGCCAUCAACACGCUUCAAGAGCGAGUGCUCAGGGCUCAGAACAACAUGAAAGAAGGGCUCAAGAACAUCGCAGCCUGGGGCGACGUGCCUCUUUACAGCCGCAAGGAAAACAGAUCCAGGAUCAACGUCAAAGGGGAACUGUUGGCUGUGUCUGAGAGGCAUCCGAGAUUUGUGACCAGAGCAAAAUGUACGAUGGGCUCAAGAACAUCGCAGCCUGGGGCGACGUGCCUCUUUACAGCCGCAAGGAAAACAGAUCCAGGAUCAAAGUCAAAGGGGAACUGUUGGCUGUGUCUGAGAGGCAUCCGAAUUUGUGACCAGGUAUGCGCAGUCCACCCUUAUACCAUGUGUGGGCUCGAGACUAUCGCAGCCUGGGGCGACGUGCAUCUUUACAGCCGCAAGGAAAACAGGUCCAGGAUCAACGUCAAAGGGGAACUGUUGGCUGUGUCUGAGAGGCAUCCGAGAUUUGUGGCCAGCCGCAAGGAAAACAGAUCCAGGAUCAAAGUCAAAGGGGAACUGUUGGCUGUGUCUGAGAGGCAUCCGAGAUUUGUGGCCAGGUAUGCGCAAUCCACCCUUAUACCAUGUGGGCUCGAGAACAUCGCAGCCUGGGGCGACGUGCAUCUUUACAGCCGCAAGGAAAAUAGGUCCAGAAUCAACGUCAAAGGGGAACUGUUGGCUGUGUCUGAGAGGCAUCCGAGAUUUGUGGCCAGCCGCAAGGAAUAUAGGUCCAGGAUCAACGUCAAAGGGGAACUGUUGGCUGUGUCUGAGAGGCAUCCGAGAUUUGUGACCAGUGCCCUGUUUAUCAAAAGCUUGUAA
Cydia splendana is the source of this 1971-nucleotide messenger RNA. Its product is annotated as dynein beta chain, ciliary-like. Gene Ontology annotation, biological process: microtubule-based movement. The transcript has 12 exons. The record is from RefSeq and is a predicted model, not a curated record. Gene Ontology annotation, cellular component: axonemal dynein complex. The coding region runs from base 1 to 1971 and encodes 656 amino acids. Lineage: Eukaryota; Metazoa; Arthropoda; Insecta; Lepidoptera; Tortricidae. Gene Ontology annotation, molecular function: dynein intermediate chain binding; minus-end-directed microtubule motor activity; dynein light intermediate chain binding.